GGGACCUAAUGCUUCCUCAGUCACUCGUCUGGGAGAGACGCCUAGGCUAUGCCUGUUAUAUAACCUUAAGUCAUCAAGCCUUCAACCAAAGCUCAUAGCUGUUUCAAAUUCUACCACUUUCUAGUUAUCGAGAUGUCGAAUACUAGCAUAAAUUGCACCCGCCAGGGAUGCCCACACCCGGGAGACAACUUAAAGGUGGCAGCAGAACGAGGCAUAUUUGAUCUGUUCGAGAAACAUUUAGAUCAUCUUGAUUCCAUUGUGGCACCAAAUGGAGACACAAUACUACAUAUUUAUGUUUCCUGUCAUUGGGAAAUAUCAACCGACUUUAUGAAGCAAGUAGUUGUCAAAUGCCCGAGGUUGUUCUCACAGGAAAAUUGUGGCGGUGAUACUCCGUUGCACGUUGCAGCUAGGCAUGGGUAUACUGAUGUAGCGAAAGAACUAAUCAGGUUGGCAGAGGUCUCAUAUGAUGCAUUAGAAACACACAGCGGAGAAGUGGCAACAGAGACCUUACAUGAUGCAGUAGAUACACAGCAUGGCAAAGUGGCAACGGAGAUGUUACAUGAUGUAGUAGAUACACACAGCGUAGAAGCGACAACAGUGACCUUUCAUGAUGUAGAUACGCAGAGCGGAGAAGUGGCAAUAAGGAUCUUAGAUAAUGAAGCAGAUAUACAGAGCGGAGAAGUGGCAACAGAGACCUUACAUGAUGCAUUAGAUACACAGAUUGGAGAAGUGGCAACCGAGACGCUUCAUGAUGCAGUCGAUACACAGAGCGAAGAAGUGGCAGCGGGGAUUUUACAUGAUGCAGUAGAUACACAGAGUGAAGAAGUGGCAACAGAGACCUUACAUGAUGCAGUAGAUACACAGCAUGGCAAAGUGGCAACGGAGAUGUUACAUGAUGUAGUAGAUACACACAGCGUAGAAGCGACAACAGUGACCUUUCAUGAUGUAGAUACGCAGAGCGGAGAAGUGGCAAUAAGGAUCUUAGAUAAUGAAGCAGAUAUACAGAGCGGAGAAGUGGCAACAGAGACCUUACAUGAUGCAUUAGAUACACAGAUUGGAGAAGUGGCAACCGAGACGCUUCAUGAUGCAGUCGAUACACAGAGCGAAGAAGUGGCAGCGGGGAUGUUACAUGAUGCAGUAGAUACACAGAGUGAAGAAGUGGCAACGGAGAGGGCAAUGAAAGCAGUAAGGAAGUUGUUAAGGAAGGUAAAUGGAAAGAAAGAAACGGCCUUGCAUGUAGCAGCACGAAAUGAAAAAAGUCUGGGUGUUGUGAAAACAAUAUUGAGCAAGGAAGAUCCUCACUACAUAUAUUCUGCCAAUAAUCGUGGGGAAACUCCUCUUUACUUGGCUGUUGAUAACACAUGUACAAAUAUAGUGGCUGAACUGUUAAAUAAUCCCAAUUCACGAUCUCUGGAUUAUGGCGGCCCUGAUGGUGAAACGGUGUUGCAUACGGCAGUAAGACGAUGGGAUACAGACGUAGUCUGUAUGCUCUUGGAGAAACAAAGUAGUUUGAUUAAAAAAAAGGGAAAGUUCGAGUGGACUCCACUCCAUGUUGCUGCACAUGAAGGUUCUAGGUCAACGGUGGUAACUCUAUUAGAUAAGGAUAAAUCUAUUGCCAACAUUGCUACUGAAACCCUGGAAAUGACAGCUCUUCACGUUGCAGCCGCUAAAGGCAAUAAACACGCAAUGAAUGAGAUUAUUUCUAAAUGUUCAGACUGUUGUAAAUUCACCAGCAAAGAUGGCAAAAACGUUCUUCACUAUGCAGUAUACAGUAAAAAUGAAGAAGUACUGAAAGCAAUCCUUGAAAAUUCAUCGUUAAUUUCCCUUAUAAUUAAGAAAGAUAAUAAUGGGAGCACGCCUGUCCAUCUGUUUAAGGGUCUUGGUCUCCCUUUGCCUACUUUCGUAGUUGAUGGAGAUAACGAUGCCUUCAUCCUUUGGAAAAAACUAUAUGAUCGCAUCCCCAAUAACUUUAUCAUAAAGGACGGCUCCUUUUCUAUUUUGGGAGAUAUUUUCGAUGUUUUGGAAUGUCGUCCGAGGGGCAAAGAAAAUAUUAUAGAUGUUAUGAAAUGUGCUCCGACAUAUAAAACAAAAAUGGCAAAAGAGAGAGAAGAAAAGAUAAUACUUCAAUUAAAAGAAGCCAAAGACUCACAUCUGGUGACUGCAGCACUUGUCGCAACAGUAACUUUUGCAGCCGCAUUCACCUUACCUGGUGGUUAUGUUAGUGAUGAAAAAGAUUCAGGGAAAGGCACUCCCAUUCUGAGCAAAAAUUCAGCUUUUAAAGCAUUUAUUAUAUCAGACACUAUAGCUAUGGUUCUUUCUAUUUCUUCUGUUUUUAUCAACUUCAUCAUGGCGAUGCUAGGAUAUGGACCAAAAUACUACUGGUUAAUAAAAACUGCCUUCAGGUUUAUCCUCCUUGCUAUGGGAGCAAUGGUGGUUGCAUUUGUUACAGGCACUUAUGCAGUUCUAGCACCUUCCUUAGGGCUUGCCAUUGCCACUUGUGCCAUUGGUUUGAGCUUCUUUCUCUUCUUGUUUUAUAUCUUCAUAAGGUUAUAUCGUAUUCCUCGUGGUGGUGGUGGUGAUGAUGAUGAUGAUGAUGAUGGAAGGAUUUUAACCCUCUCAUGGCUAAGUUUUGGAGGCUGGUGGUUGAUCGAUGGCUGGUUGUUGAUCGAUGAAAUGCCUCCCAAUCCCAAGCCGCGUGUUAGGCCUAAAGGAUGGUAUGUUAGAAGGGGCGCGCCUUAGUGUGUUGGGAGGUUCUUGUGGAUUGAACGGCUAAUAGUGAAAAAAAUAGUAUAAGAGGGAGGUGUAGAUCAUUGCUGGAGCUCUUUUGCAGACGAACAAUGAGAGGAGCUUUGGCGGGUAACUCAUUGGGCUCCAACAGACAGGGAGAUUCCGAAAGGCGUGAGUGGGACGCCGAAGAGACCCACUAUUGCCCUUCUCAUCUUGGUUUUCUGAUAUUUUUGCCUUACCUUGCUACUGUGGCCUGAGAUUUUGUAUUUCGAUCGGUGAAGGAUUUGUUUAAGUCUAGAUCUGCCGGGUUGCACUUUACAUGACUAAGCAUAUGAGGUUCUUGUGCUUUUGGGGUCCUUCUAUAACUAUGCUUCUUGGUGUUGUUUGGAGAGCUCCUGUUUAUGGCUUUCACGUGCGGCAUAGCUACGCCAGAAAAUUCAAUUUUGUUGGUGGCCAUGUAUCUCCCUGCACUAUGCUCAAACUUUGAUUGGUUCUUUCUAGUUUGAUCUAGGUUUUUUGUGGUUUAUGGGCUGGUCUGGUUUAGGGUGGAUAGUUGUUAGAUAUGAUUUUUUAUAGGCCUUGGAUUAUAAUUCUGUAGGGCAUGGCCUCUUUCUUAUCCUUAUUUUGUAAUGGGCCUCAGGUCUAUAAUCCAAUAUAUACUUUUAUCCCUAAAAGAAGUAAUAAAGGUAUUAAUAGAUGAAAAAAAUUCAUAAAUUAAAUUAAAAUUUUGACCGUAAAAUGUGUAUAUAUA
This is a messenger RNA of Hevea brasiliensis (rubber tree), 3478 nucleotides long. Its product is annotated as ankyrin repeat-containing protein NPR4. The transcript is spliced from 5 exons. Gene Ontology annotation, cellular component: plasma membrane. The coding region runs from base 133 to 2739 and encodes 868 amino acids. The record is from RefSeq and is a predicted model, not a curated record. Lineage: Eukaryota; Viridiplantae; Streptophyta; Magnoliopsida; Malpighiales; Euphorbiaceae. Gene Ontology annotation, molecular function: protein phosphatase regulator activity; protein phosphatase 1 binding.